Messenger RNA from Penicillium malachiteum, 2955 nucleotides. RefSeq names its product IQ calmodulin-binding motif domain protein. The coding region runs from base 1 to 2955 and encodes 984 amino acids. The transcript has a single exon. Lineage: Eukaryota; Fungi; Ascomycota; Eurotiomycetes; Eurotiales; Aspergillaceae. The record is from RefSeq and is a predicted model, not a curated record.
AUGAUGCGUCGCAACUCCGAUAUAGAAAUCCAACUUCCCGAUGCAGGACCAACGCCUCUAUCCCCGGAUUCUAUGACCGAGCCUGAUGUGGAAAUGCUAUCUGAUGACGCAACUCUUCCACUGACUCUUCCACCUCAUAUCGCUGCCCGAUUCUACCGCCGAAGCAGCAAGGUACGACGCUCGUCCGCCGCCUCGUCGCGAAGAAGCUCCGUUUCGUCCCUACAUUCCCACCACUCGAACGCAUCCUCUCAUGGCACAUCAAGCACGGACCACAUUGCUCAACACCUCCGGCGUACAUCUAUCCUUGAAUCACGCAAGGCACGGCUGGCUGAUCGUGCCCUGCACGCUGAGAAGGUCAGAUUACGUGCCGCCCUAGCAAAGGCGGCUACCAGGAACUUGCAAAUUGAAGAACGGGCUUUGGCUGCCCAACAAGCCCGGGAACGUCUGCUGGCCGGUAUUACCGCCAAGUGCGAGGAACAGGUCAAGCGGGCUAAGAAGAAGGCUGAGGAUCAGCGGGAGAAGAAAGCUGCGGAAUACGCGCGCCAGAGGUUGGAAUUGGAAGAGAAAUUCGUCGAGGCUGAAAAACGGCGAGCUCUUUAUCAGCAAACCCAUCGGCGUCAGCGUACUAGCAGUUUACCAGCUGCGGAGGAGAAGAAGAUGGCACGCGCAGUGACUAAAUCGCUUACUCGAGAUGCGGCUGUUCGAAAGAUCCAACGAGUUUGGAGAACUCAUCAUGCGAAGAAAGUAAUGGGAGAAUUCCGAACCCUUAAUCUAUCAGUUGAUCGGAUUCGGGAGAUGCCAUUUGAAGAAGUUGGUCGUUUCGUCUCAAACAAGGACGUACUUGAUACCAUGAGCAAAGUCCUUCGCUUGUGUGGUCUGAACGAUUUGGAAGGCGGGGCUUUGGGUGAACGAGGCGCUGUGCGUACGUUCCUCAGCAGCUAUCUCAUCGUCACCCAUCCAACCGAGGUCAUGAGCGGGGACGGUGAACAGGAGCAAGACCUGAUUUCCAAGGCGCGGGAACUCCUGGUAGCCUUUGAUCAGGUUGCUGCACUAUUGUCAUCGGGCUGCUGCUCACCCACUGUAAUCACCGCGGAUCUUCAAAUAUUAUGUGAAACGCACAAUGUCUUCUUCUCAGCGUUUCAUGCUUGGAAGUCCCACGAUUCAACAGUCCUAAUCGAGAUCAUGCUUGCCCAAUUUGUCGAACUGGAAAUGAUUUGGCAAACGGUUAAGGAUGAUACGGCUGGUGGCGUGGCAGAGGACUACCGAGAAGGUAUUCGACAGAAUCAGAUUCUCCUUUUGGCCCGACUUAAGCGCCUUGCAGGCUCAGACCGUGCCAUGCAGAUGGUUCGGGAUGCACUUAAGAAGGCCAAACGUGAACGAAAGCGGUCUGCUUCUAAGCAGGCUAUUCCUCGGUCUGCAGAGGUCGCAACAUCGUCGACUGAUGUUUUGACGGAGAGCGUUACAUCUCCUAUCAGCGAGUCUUUCAACAAUGUUGAGGCUGCAGUCUUGCAGGAGCUGGACAAACAACGGUCUUCCCCGCAUGAGCAAUUUACCAAGAUACUCACAGCUCUGCCUGAGAACCGGGUAUUGGUACAUGAGCUUCUCCUGAAUAAGGAAUUCAAAAUCGAAGAAUCGUCAUAUGCCGAGCCGCGGAAGCGGAUUAUGGAGCAUAUGUGCGAACAGAUGAGGCAAGAUGUUGAAGCCGGGCAAGGAACAGCCUGGACAGUCUCCAUGGCCACUGUGAUCCAAGACCGUCUGCUGCGCUCCCUGCGUCCGGGUAAUUCUCUAUAUGUGCUCAUCAGCGAGGUCUUGGAUCCAAAGCUAGUGGAGAGCCAGUGCAAGGCUGGGUCUUUCUCGUAUGAUAAUUUCUUUGAUUUUAUGAACAAUAUUCUUCCUCAACUUUGUGCACCAUACCGUGAUCCCGUGGUGACGGCAUUUGCAGCCGAUACUUCAGGCGAUGCUAUUGACCGGUUGGCGAGAUUAAUGAGCAUCAUCGAUCUGCUCUCUCUCGAUCAUACCAACUUCAUGAUUCAGAUGGCUGCACCACAGUUGAUUCAAGAAGCGCCAGGGUAUGAACAGCGCACAUUCGAGCGGGGAGUUGCUGAUGGCUCAAUUUCUCUGGGAAAGACUCGACGAUUCUGGCGCACCUAUCGAAAGAUUAUCGUUGAUGAGAUGAAGAAGCGAGAUCCAGAGAAUAUCCACGGAGAACCCCGUCCAUCUACCACGAAAGUCUAUGCCCACGGUCUCGCAGACCUUGUGUUCAGCAAUGCCACUGUAUCAGAGGACUUGAUCCCUGAGACCUUAGCCCUGGAUCACCAACGACUGGAGCGCCUGCAUGCCAGGGUCUUCCAGAUCGUAGCCACAGCAUCGAUCCUGCUGACUGCUAAGAAUCUGCUGAAGCGUGAUGCCCGAUCGCAAUGGAAGCCCGAGGCGGAUCGCAUUCUUUCCCUAGACUUCAAUGAAAUUCGUGCGGACCGUGUACAGUCUAUCUUGGAAUCAACCCAUCCCAUGCCACCGGCUGCGAGUGCCCAACUUGCCGCCACAAUCCGCCGAGUACUCGCACCUGUCGCCUCCGCAAGCACCGCGGCCACACCGCACAAUGCCCUCCAUGUGCAAUACGAGGUUUCUUCUGAUAGAUCAUCAUCUUCUAGAGAUUUGAACUCCGAGUCUUCUGGAAAUGCAUCCCUCGCAUCUAGUUUCACCGACCCGGUAGCUCGGCUGAUUCUCUCUCGACUUCGCAGUCAUGUCCUCUCCCGACUGAGUGCUUCCAGUGCUUCGGAGAGAGUACGUGCGACGACUACGGCUAGUCAAAGUCUGGCCGGUGCAGGAAUGCCCGAGUUUGUGAGUGAGGUGGGACAGCUGGUGGAGGAGUUAGAGAAAGUGCGCGAAGUAGAUUGGCUUUGCCAUGGGACAGUUUAUGAGGGCAUAUAUGAUGAAGGCGUUUCUUCACAGUAA